AUGGAGAAAGUGUACUUUCAAGGGCUCAGGUUUUUAGGUGGUUUAAGGCAUUUUCUGAAGGCAGAGAGGCGAUUGAAGAUGAACCUCGCAGUGGAAGACCUUCAACUGCAAAAACUGAUGAAAACCUCAUCAGAGUUUGAGAUCUUGUCCGAUCCGAUCGUCGGUUGA
This is a messenger RNA of Cinara cedri, 168 nucleotides long. Lineage: Eukaryota; Metazoa; Arthropoda; Insecta; Hemiptera; Aphididae. The record is from the annotation of a GenBank genome assembly.